Molecule: messenger RNA, 1050 nt
Organism: Ostertagia ostertagi
Lineage: Eukaryota; Metazoa; Nematoda; Chromadorea; Rhabditida; Trichostrongylidae
Source: the annotation of a GenBank genome assembly
GACGGCACGUCCCGCAAAAAGAGAAACUGUCAAACUAAUCCGGCUUAUUUCUGGAAUCCAAAUUAUGCAAUCUACUACACCAUCGACAACUCAUUGCCGAGCAGUUAUGUCACACUAAUUCGGCAAGCCAUUCAAUUCUGGACGUCGAACACUUGCCUGCGGUUCCAGGAAAAUCCAAGUGGGAUGAAUCGUCUCCGCUUCUACUACGGAACGGGAUGUUGGUCGUAUAUAGGAAAGCAAGCAUCAUGGACAAGUCAGGAUAUCUCCAUCGGUAACGGAUGCAAUAGUCUCGGCACCGUAGCACAUGAAAUUGCCCACGCGCUCGGAUUCUACCAUGCUCAAUCGCGCUACGAUCGUGAUUCCUACAUACGGGUCAACCUCAAUAAUGUUCAAUCAGGGUUACGAAGGGAAUUUCGUGAAGCAACUGAAAAUCAUUUCGGACUCGGGUACGAUUUCGGCAGUGUCAUGCACUACGGAGGAUAUGCAUUUGCUAUGAACACGAAUAUCUAUACGAUACAAACACUCCAACCGGAAUAUCAGAACACACUGGGACAACGAGAACGUCCAGCAUUUCUCGGAUAUCUCUGUACAAACGUUCCCGUACCACCAUGUCGUUCACCGGGUAUCCCGAAUCCGCGAAGCUGCAGUCAAUGCUUAUGUCCAGAAAUGUUUGCCGGGUCAUUCUGCCAAAAUCUACCGACUGGUACAGCAGCCAAUUGCCACUUUCUUCCUCAUGGACGUAUCAGCUUGAAUGGCGUAGCCGGAAAUCCGAACAGUUACGCAAUGUUGGGAAUUACCGACUGCUACUGGCAUAUCUCCGCACCUGCUGGUCGAAGGCUGCAAAUUAGACUAAGCACACCACCAAAACAUUGCGUGCAAGGCUGCCCAUGGCAAGGACUUGAGAUCAACCUUGGCACUUUCGACCUCCAUGGAAUGAUUGUGUGCUGUGCGAAUACGCAGACGUACACGUCGACAGGCAAUCUAGUUGGACUCCGCGGAUACGUCCGUUACAACCAGCUCACAUUCGGAAUCGAUUAUCGUGUCGUCUAA